AUGAGCAAUACAAUAGAUAAAGUUCGAAUACUAUUAGUGGGUGAUUCAGGUGUUGGGAAAACAUGCCUUACCCAUUUGAUAGCCCAUGGUGAAAGUCUCAGCCGUCCUGGUUGGACCGUAGGCUGCAAUAUUGAAGUUAAGCUACACGAAUAUAAAGAGGGUACACCACAACAAAAACCCUACUUCAUUGAACUAUUCGAUGUUGGUGGUUCACUGAGUCAUAAAAAUUCUCGUAGUGUUUUCUAUGCACCCACCGAUGGUAUUAUUCUCGUACAUGAUUUAACAAAUCGUAAAAGUCAUAAUAAUUUACGUGAUUGGCUAUACGAAAUAUUGAGUAAAGAGGGUAAAGAUACAUAUAAGCCUGGCAGUAAUCCUAGUAGUAGCCACAAACCAUUAAAUGAUGAACAGAAUGCAUUUGACCCGGAGGAGUUUGUGGGAGCAGCCCAAAUACCCAUACUGGUAAUGGGUACAAAAUUGGAUUUGGUCGAUGAGCGGAGACAGCCGAAAACUGUGCAGAAGGCAGGCGGCAUAGCUGAACAAUGUGGAGCAGAAGAAAUAUGGCUUAAUUGCCGCGAUCCCAGAAGUAUAUCGGCGGGUACAACAGAUGCUGUGAAGCUAUCACGAUUUUUCGAUCGGGUCAUAGAAAAGAAACAACAGACACGUGAUACAGGAUUUUAUGGUAGUGGCAUAACUGAUAGGCGACGUUACAAUACAGCCUCUACAAUGCCUUACAAUAUGACCAAUAUUACAACAGCCGGAAAUGCAACGAAAACAAACUCACCCACACAAACGGGAAAUAUACUAAUGGAACCAAAUGUUUUAUAA
Messenger RNA from Musca vetustissima, 825 nucleotides. RefSeq names its product rab-like protein 3. Gene Ontology annotation, molecular function: GTP binding; GTPase activity. The record is from RefSeq and is a predicted model, not a curated record. Bases 1 to 825 code for a protein of 274 amino acids. Gene Ontology annotation, cellular component: endomembrane system. The transcript is spliced from 3 exons. Lineage: Eukaryota; Metazoa; Arthropoda; Insecta; Diptera; Muscidae. Gene Ontology annotation, biological process: intracellular protein transport.